Messenger RNA from Corticium candelabrum, 2018 nucleotides. Its product is annotated as solute carrier family 15 member 1-like. The record is from RefSeq and is a predicted model, not a curated record. Gene Ontology annotation, cellular component: membrane. Gene Ontology annotation, molecular function: transmembrane transporter activity. The transcript has 11 exons. Bases 1 to 1557 code for a protein of 518 amino acids. Gene Ontology annotation, biological process: transmembrane transport. NCBI's taxonomy places the organism in Eukaryota, Metazoa, Porifera, Homoscleromorpha, Homosclerophorida, Plakinidae.
AUGCUCACGCGACGAACAAUGGACGCGAGAAGAAGUCUGAUGAGCGAUCAGGAAGAGCAAGCAGGGCAAGCGGGUUCUGCUAGCAAACGUAAGUAUCCUUGGAAGGCGAUGGCGUUUCUGAUGGCAGCUGCAGCUACACAGAGUUACGCGUCAUCCGGCCUUCAAGCAGUUCUUGAGCUCUACUUUACAACGUUUCUGUUGAAAUCUACUUUGCCCUCAUCUAGUAAUCUUAGAAUCAGCAAACUGGCGAGUACGUCUUUCAACAUUUGGGUCGGAAUAAUGGACAUGGCGUCGCUGUCUGCAGGAUUUCUUGCUGAUCUUGUGCUAGGAAACUGCAAAACACAAAUUAUAUCAAACUUUCUCAAUUGUGCUGGAGUUAGUUUGCUUAUGUUUUCUACUUGGCAAUUACUUGCCAGUAGUCAGGAAACAGGUCCCACAACACAUCCAGAUCUCAACAUGAACUCAACCUCUACAACCAACGGCGCUCUUGAUCUGACUUUGGCAUCAAUUGGUUUACUGUCCUUAGCUAUAGGCUAUGGCCAGCUGUCAGCAAUACAGAGUGUGUUUGUUGGUGAUCAGUUUAGUGAUACGCAGCAAGAAGCCAAGCUACACAGCUUUAGCUGGUACUACUUGUUUCUUAAUGUGGGCAGUUUACUGUCAGAAUCUGGAGCUCCAAUUCUUCGUCAGACAUUUAAUUUUUUAAUUUGUUACUCAACUGUGGCAGGAACUGUUUUUCUCUCAACAGUUUGCUUUUUCCUUGGACUUCCAUCUUAUCGAAAAGUUGCGUUAGUGAAAAAGGAAGACAGAGAGGACACUAUAGAUGAGUCUGAAAGUCUUCUUGGAGGUACCAACAGGUGUGCUCUUGACAAAUGCACACAAGAUGAAUCGACUAGAAGCAGAUGGUGCAAGAUAAUGUCAACAUUACGAGAACUGCAAGGAAUUGUAAAAGUUUUCACACCACUUAUUGUUUACUGGAUGCUUUUCUACCAACAAAAUUCUACUUGGGUGCUGCAAGGUGGCAGGAUGAACUGCUAUUUUGGAAAUCUGCAUGUUCCACCAGAUCUGAUGCCAAGCUUUAAUGAUGUGCUUGUAAUAUGUUUAAUUCCACUCUUGGACUACUUGAUAUAUCCACAUAUCGAGCGUGUUAUGGGCUUCAAAGUGAUGCCACUGCACAAGAUUGGAAGUGGCAUGGUUUGUGCUGCCCUUGCUUUUGUAUUGGCUGGUUUGUUGGAACUUUACAUUGUAGUACCAGAAGUUGAUUGCAGAGGAGGUGUGAGUUUGGCAUGGCAGGUGCCACAGUACAUUCUUAUUUCAUUCGCUGAAGUUCUGGUUGCAAUCUCUGGUCUGGAGUUUGCAUACUCUCAAGCACCAGAUAAUCUCAGAAACAUUGUCACUGCAUUGUGGUGUAUUUCACAAGCAUUUGGAACUGCACUUAUGGCUGGUCUUGUUGAAAUAACAAUACCCAGACAAUGGCAAUUUUUUGUUUAUGCAGCUUUGAUGUCACUUUUGAUUGUUGUAUCAGCUGCUUGGAACCGGAACUACAAAUACAGAAUAUGAAAAUGAAGUUAAGUUGAGCAUUUGAGCAUGUAAUGUUGGGUCAGAUCAUACAUAUUGAAACAACAGCAUUUUGAUCUGGGAGUAAUAGUAUUUAUGGUGCCAAUUUGUAUGAACAAUUACUGAGUUUCAAGGUUACUCAGUACUGGCUACUGUAAUUUAUGAGAAGCAGACGUGCUUGUAUAUACACAAUAUUUAAAUUCUGAGUAUAUUAUAUUGUCUUGUUUUUUUUCAGUUGUUGAGUCCAUUAUGGCCGUUUUGAAAUUUUUGUUAUAUUGAUCGAGCCAGAGAGUUUAUAAGAAGUGAACAGUAUGUAAUUGAUUGCUAUUUAUGAAGAGUAUUGUCUCUAAAUUAAAUAACAGUGUUCAAACAUGCUUCAGCAUAUCCUGCACAGUUUCAUCAAACAACAGCCUUGCUGCACACGCUUUUAUUACACCAAAUUGCCAAUAACACUCACCUUGUAC